AUGUCCUUACCACUGGAAGAUGAUGGAGGUGGAACCCACUGGAGUCUGUUAGUGCUAGAUACAGUCUCAAACACUGCUGUGCACUACGAAUCAACCCAAGGCAUGAACAGACACCAUGCUGAGAUUCUGAUAGAGAAUCUAACCAUAUACUCCAACGUCAAACUUGUAGGGUUUAGUGUGGCCCAACAGACAGCCAGCUAUGAGUGUGGGCUACAUGUCAUUGUCAACGCUUGGCUGCUGUUAGUGCAACUCUGCUCAGAGACUUCAGCUCCUACCUUCCCACAUCCUAAUAACCCACAGAUUAUGACAACCACUGAGACCGCUUCUACCAACAGAAAUAUUAAGAAUAAAACUACUUAA
Molecule: messenger RNA, 360 nt
Organism: Macrosteles quadrilineatus (aster leafhopper)
Lineage: Eukaryota; Metazoa; Arthropoda; Insecta; Hemiptera; Cicadellidae
Product: sentrin-specific protease 8-like
Exons: 2
Coding region: 1-360 (119 amino acids)
Biological process (GO): proteolysis
Molecular function (GO): cysteine-type peptidase activity; deNEDDylase activity
Source: RefSeq, a predicted model, not a curated record